Molecule: messenger RNA, 2640 nt
Organism: Oldenlandia corymbosa var. corymbosa
Lineage: Eukaryota; Viridiplantae; Streptophyta; Magnoliopsida; Gentianales; Rubiaceae
Source: the annotation of a GenBank genome assembly
CUCUCAUUUUCCUUCUGUUUUGCGACCGCAACCCUAUAUAUAAGCAGCAGACCAGCCUUCCUAAAUAGUGUUGACUAAAAGUCAUUAAGACAAAAAGAAACCACAGUGCUUCAAGAUGGGUAACUGUAGCGGCUUACCUUCUCACCAAUCGAACUCCGCCACGUCAUCGUCAGCUGCUCAAUCUAAGCCUCCGACGACGGCGACGACCACCAACGGCAUCAACGUCCUCCCUUCCGACCACCCUGCUCCUCCCCGUCCUCUCUCCGGCAUCGGCCGUGUCCUCGGCCGCCCCAUGGAAGACGUCCGUGAAACCUACAUUUUCGGCAAGGAGCUCGGCCGGGGCCAGUUCGGCGUCACCUACUUGGUCACGCACAAGAAAACGGGGGAGAAAUUCGCGUGCAAGUCAAUCGCCAAAAGGAAGCUUUUGAACAGAGACGAUGUCGAAGAUGUCCGCCGGGAAGUUCAGAUCAUGCACCAUCUCACCGGUCACCGGAACAUCGUGGAGCUCAAAGGCGCGUUUGAAGAUCGGCAGAACGUUAAUUUGAUCAUGGAAUUAUGUGCUGGCGGAGAGCUAUUUGAUCGGAUUAUUGCCAAGGGGCAUUACUCGGAACGCGCCGCCGCGGGGGUGUGCCGGCAGAUGGUCACGGUGGUGCAUUACUGUCAUUCAAUGGGUGUAAUGCACAGGGACUUGAAGCCGGAAAACUUCUUGUUUUUAAGUACAGAUGAAGAUUCACCUCUGAAAGCUACUGAUUUUGGCUUGUCCGUCUUCUUUAAGCCAGGAGAUGUCUUCAAAGAUCUUGUUGGAAGCGCAUAUUAUGUGGCCCCAGAAGUGUUGCGCAGAAGCUAUGGAGCUGAGGCUGAUAUUUGGAGUGCCGGAGUGAUACUUUAUAUUCUGUUAAGUGGUGUACCACCAUUUUGGGGAGAAAAUGAGCAGGGCAUUUUUGAUGCCAUACUGCGGGGACAUCUUGAUUUUUCAUCGGAUCCUUGGCCAUCUAUAUCCAGUAGCGCAAAAGAUCUUGUGAAGAAGAUGUUGCGUGCAGAUCCUAAGGAAAGGCUGACUGCAGUUGAUGUUCUAAACCAUCCAUGGAUGAGAGAAGAUGGUGAUGCAUCUGAUAAGCCGCUUGACAUUGCUGUCUUGACUAGGAUGAAGCAGUUCCGUGCUAUGAACAAGCUCAAGAAAGUUGCUCUCAAGGUCAUUGCUGAAAAUUUAUCUGAAGAGGAAAUUAUUGGCUUGAAGGAGAUAUUCAAAUCCAUGGACACAGACAAUAGUAAUACAAUAACUUUUGAAGAGUUAAAAGCUGGCCUCCCCAAAUUAGGAACUAAGCUUUCAGAAUCAGAAGUGCGGCAGCUGAUGGAAGCGGCUGAUGUGGAUGGAAAUGGAACAAUUGAUUACAUUGAGUUUAUUACAGCUACAAUGCACUUGAACAGAAUGGAAAGAGAAGACCACUUAUAUAAAGCCUUUGAGUAUUUUGACAAAGAUAAGAGCGGGUAAGUUUCCUUCAAAAGGUUUGUUGGUGUUUGAUACCUCAACUUGUACAUAAUCUUUGCUCUGAUGUCAAUUAGGUACAUCACAAUGGAAGAGUUGGAACAGGCCCUAAGAAAGUACAAUAUGGGCGACGAGAAAACAAUAAAGGAGAUCAUUGCAGAGGUUGACACAGAUAAUGUAUGUACUCUUUCUCCUCUGUAAUACAGCAAGAACCGUCUGACAAACUCGGCAAACCUAUUUAACAUGACUUGCACUGUUUCAUUGGCCGCACAGACGAUUGUGAUUCCUUCUUGGUUUUAAAGUAUUCUCUAAUGAUGAUGGCUUCUCAUUCAUUGCAGGAUGGAAAAAUUAAUUAUGAUGAGUUUGUGGCAAUGAUGAGGAAAGGAGAUCCAGAGCUGGCGCAGAAUAGACGUAGGAAGUAAAGCUGAAAGAGGAUCUAUCUGUUCGAAGCAUAUACAGGUUGUAACAACAGUUAAUGGAGUUAAUUGUUGAUCUACAUCUUUCUAAACUUGCUGCAUCUUGGCAUUUUGCUGGCACCCCAAAAUGGAACAGAACUUGCCUGUUGAGGAUUCUUGCUCUUUUUCCUUGUCUACUUUGCAUUCAAGAUUGAGAAAUUGCACUAGGCCUAGAGUAUACAACCGCACUCUCAGCUUAUGAUAUCCAUCAAUACUUUUUUCUGCAGUUUGCAGAUUGCAUAUAGUGAUUAUAGUCGGAAAUGCUUUUCUAUUUUCUGAGUUUUGUUUUGAAAAUUUUACUGCAAUGAUGCUGCCAAAAAAACCCGUAAAUAUGCUUUAUAAUGUUGAUGCGAGACAUUGAAAUGUCUAAAUGUAAACCUUUUUUUUUUUUUUUUUGAAAUUUCAAUUACAUUGAAUAACAUAAAAGUUACAGGAAGCAUUACAAAAAACUCUCAUUCUUGCUAAUAAAUAACUAGCUAGCAGUCACAAAGUAAUGGGAUAAUGAACAUCACCAGGCAAUCUUCCAAAGUAGUUUCACAGCCCCUACCUGGAUGUUAUCCCCUAAACUCAUAGUACACAAUCUAUCUUUUUCUAAAUUAAUUGCCAACACACAUUCUGCAGUCAUAAGUUCUGAUUAUUAUUAGCAAGGAUAACAAACACCAUUAUUUCUGUUGUUCUAUGAAUAUUUCCAGAUUCCGG